This is a messenger RNA of Acanthochromis polyacanthus (spiny chromis), 3377 nucleotides long. RefSeq lists its product as uncharacterized. The record is from RefSeq and is a predicted model, not a curated record. Bases 258 to 2159 code for a protein of 633 amino acids. Lineage: Eukaryota; Metazoa; Chordata; Actinopteri; Pomacentridae. The transcript is spliced from 14 exons.
UUGACAAAUACUUUCACUUGUCUACCUUGGGUCGGUGCACCUGAAAUGUUCGUUUGUUUCUACCGCAGGUACUAUGAAACCAGUUUAGACUUGUUAGAAGGAAAAAUAACCAAACUUCCUUUUCCACUCGGUCUGUAAUGACGACAGUAAACUUUUUUUUUUUUUUUUUAUACCUGCCGCACCUGUGAAAUAAAGUGAAAGUAAAAGAAGGCCCCAGGCCGCGGCUGUAUCUUUGACUUUUCUGCUUUUUUAUCGAAAUGAUUCGUCCAUUUUUACUGGUUUUCGGCAUCUUCACUUCCUUUCUAGUUGCGGAACAGCCUCCAAUAUACGCACUGCUGGGGCAGACGGUCAGCUUGGACCCACCUGGAAUCACGUUUUCCACAGAAGACAUUCUGUGGAAACAUAAAGGAGACAAAGUGGUAGAAUUCAACGGUAACGAGCAGCGUGAGUACGGCACAUUUGUCAACAGGAUCACUCUGGACUGGCACUCUGCAGAGCUCACUAUCUCAGACCUCAGAUAUGAAGACAGCGGAGUGUAUGCACUGGAAGCAUUCAAAAAUAGAGAGUGGCAACGUGCAUCCUUUACAUUGGCGGUCAUAGACAGAGUAGCCAAGCCGACCAUAUCCUGCGAGAUGAACAAUGGCAACAGCUCCAUCAAAUCUGGAAACCAGGCCACACUGAAGUGCUCUGCAGAAGCCAGACAGUCUCCGUCCUUAAAGUUUGUAUGGAGCUCACAUGGAACCAUGCAGACGAUUGGCAAGGAGUUACAAAUAGCUGUAGGGGAUGGGCAUGAUGAUAAAGUAUACGACUGCACUGUGAGCAACCCACUGACUAAAGAAUCGACCACAUUCACUGCAAAGGAUUGCUACCCCGACGGAGGUUCUGCUGGACUGACUGUCGGAAUUUGUGUUGCCAUUAUUGCUGCAAUUCUUAUCAUUGUUGGUGUUCUGUUCUGCAAACUCAAAGAGAAAGCAUGCUUUGCAAAGGAGAAAAGGCAUGAUGUGGAAAAACCUCCCAGUAAAAUGAAAGGCGCAGAAAACAAGGCAGCUCAUGUUGAGGAACUUAGAGGUCUUAUUCACAGACAAUCCACAUUAGCCUCUAAACAGCCACUUCGCUUUUUGACCCAACGUGAAAUUAACUCUCAGGACGACGACACAGAAGACUCAGAACAGAACUACAAACGAGAAUGUGUCAAAGAACGUAUAGAGGGAUUUGAGAGACCCAGUGGCAAAAAGAAAGCGAGAGAAAAGAACAAACAGAUACGAGCUGCAUCGCCUGGCCCUCCGGAUUCUGCUCAAAACGACAAAGAAGAUCCUGAUGUCCAAGAGCGAGAUCCUUCAGACUCUAAGAAGUCAAACGAUGUGUCGGGCGACCAAAGUGAGAACAAAAAAUCUGCUCUGCAGCCACCCACUGCUUCUGAACAGCCAGAGGCCAAGGAAGAAGCAGGUGAGGAAGCAGAGUCUCCUUCUGCAGUUGGUGUCCCUCCUCAUGCUGCCCAGCCUCAUUUACCGGUGACAGAAAACUCUCAGAACCAGUCACCUCAGGAUGAUGGUGGUGAACACAAGGAUCAAACCAGCUCUGAUCAUCAGACCAAAGACACUACAGAGAACAGUGUUGAAGAAGGUGACUCAUCAGAACCUGAAGACUUAAACAAGAGGGCAUCAGAACAUGGAUUCACAGCUGAGACACCAGUGAAGGUGAAAGCACUGAUAAAUGUAUUCGAGCCGAACAAUGAAAAUCAGAAAGAGGAGGACAAACAGAUACCAGCUGUGUCACCAGGUCCUCUGGAUUCUGCUGAAAACAGCAAAGGAGACGCUGACGUCCUUACGUCCAAAGAACUUGUGGAGGAAGAACUUGAUCCUUCAGACUCUGAGAAGUCAAACAAUGUGCCGGGCGACGAAAGUGAGAAGAAAAAGUCUGCUCUGCAGCCACCCACUGCUUCUGAACAGCCAGGUGUAGAGGAGGACAAAAAGAUGCCAACUGUGACACCUCGCCCUCAGGAUUCUGCUGAAAACGUUUUAGAGUCCGAUGUGCCUCCUCCUGUUUCACCUCUGACUCAAGAUUCCUCAAACAUAGCACCUCAGGAGGAUGCUUCUAAGCAGGAGAAAGAUGCCGGCUCUGAGCAGGUCACUGGAGGAACUACAGAGAGAGAAGUCUAAACGGAUCUGACGAAAAUGAAUCCAACAGUGACAAUGAUGUAAAAGAGAAUUCAAUCAUUUCUGAUCAGAAAGCUGCAGAAGCAACAGAUGAAGAAAAUUCACAGCAAGACGAAACACACCAAGGAGAAGACAAGCAGCAAGAAAGCGACAAUUCUGGCUCAGACAGUGCAAAUGAGCGAGAAAACAUAGAUCAGGACAAGAAUCUUCCUGCAGACCCUCCUCAGCAGCCCCAGAGCCCCAUAACACCAAAACCAGACAGCAGUAACACCAGCACCUCUCCUGUCACUGAACAGGCAGUCCCAGAUGAGAAAGAAAAGGACAAGACCAGGCAGAGCAGAGGGUCAGACAGCAGCAUGGAAGAGGCAGGCGAGGGUGAAGCAGCUGAAAAUUAAAAUGAAGUCCAGUGUGGCUCAGAAGAAAAAAAAGUUGACAAUAAGACCUUCAGGGAGGUUCAAGAAGGCCAGAAGAAAACUUUUGAACAGGCCUUCAUACAACUGGAAAGAGAAAGUACAAUAAAGAAGCAGAUAAUUGGAGUGAAGUUGUAAACACAACACAGCAGAAAGCAAAGGGGAAAAGAUACAAAGGCAAAGUGAAACCAAAUAUAGAGAAUAGUUUUAGUUUGAAACCAUCCACAAACAGAUCUUUGCUCUGAGACAAUGACGUCAUAUCACAGUAGACUGUGUCCAGUGUAACAUUAAAGGUCUCCUUAAAACCAGUGGCCAAUGACAUGCCAUAUUUUGUAAAUCAACAAGCUCUGGAUCAGGAAUGACUAAUUAAUACCUACAUUUUCUGGUUUACAUUCUAUAGCCUUCAGCCCAAAGAGACGCUCCAGUAUAGCAGUAAUAAGCUUAUUGCUAGAUUUACAAAUGCUGUAUUCCCUACUUAGACUGACAUUAGCAAGAGCUUCAGUUUAUUCUUUUGAAUUCAUAACAAAAUUCUAUUUGUAUUGAUCCAUGUCUGUGAUUAUAUUAAGUCAUUUACAAAAGGACAGUUUUACCUGUUUAAUUGUAGCUUGUUUUUGCUAUAUGUGUAUUUUUUACAUUGCUGGGAUAAUAAGUGAAACUGAUGUGAACUCAGGGUAAAUUAUUCUGUGAUUCAAUGACAUUACCAUACACUAAGCUGUAACUACAAAAUCUGAUUGUUAAAGUUGUUUUUAUCUCGUGUUUUUCUAAUGUUUUGUACAUAUUUUUACUAAUCAGUAAAGUAAGUGUAAACUCA